Molecule: messenger RNA, 589 nt
Organism: Cantharellus anzutake
Lineage: Eukaryota; Fungi; Basidiomycota; Agaricomycetes; Cantharellales; Hydnaceae
Exons: 5
Coding region: 1-588 (195 amino acids)
Molecular function (GO): protein binding
Source: RefSeq, a predicted model, not a curated record
AUGCGCAAAGCCGAUAUACCGGACGAGGAGUUCGAGCCUACAACUGCGGAGCUGAAGGCAGCAUAUGCAUCCCAGCAGAGACGCGUGGUUGCUCUGACAAAUGCACCCCUUAAGACGCAAGCAAUGAAGAAGCGGGAUGAGGAGGCACGUCUCAGUCGGUGGCCUACGACAAAGAUACGGAUAAAAUUCCCCAACCAACUCAUUCUGGAGAGGUCAUUCCCAUCCACAGAAAAAAUAAAAUCUGUCUAUCAAUUCGUUCGCAGUUCACUCAUUGAGGAAGCACAAUCGGAUAAAUUCAUACUUUAUCAGCCACCUAAACGAGAAUUAAAAGUUUCUGACCCAGAAGUGAGACUACAAUCAUUAGCACAAUUAGAUCUUGCCCCGUCAUCCUUAUUGCUAAUCAAAUUCCAGACCGAUGGCUACAAUGAUCCGAUACGUCCCCCACCUCUUCUCUCACAACUUCUUGAACAAUCGGUCCCACUCCCCACUCCAAAAAGAGAACAAGAGCCUCCAUCUUCAUCUUCCUCAAAGAUGGGCCCCCUCGCCUCUAGCUUGGGAAAGAAGAUUCCAAAAUGGUUUAAAAAGUAAC